This is a messenger RNA of Fusarium poae, 564 nucleotides long. RefSeq lists its product as uncharacterized. The record is from RefSeq and is a predicted model, not a curated record. NCBI's taxonomy places the organism in Eukaryota, Fungi, Ascomycota, Sordariomycetes, Hypocreales, Nectriaceae. The transcript has 2 exons. The coding region runs from base 1 to 564 and encodes 187 amino acids.
AUGUCCACUGUCCUCCGAAGCCGUUGCCCCACUGCCGGGCCCGAAGCCGGUAAAGGCACCGGCGAGUCAACAACAAUAAUAACAACUCCCAAGCUGGAACUUAUGUCACUACCAACCGAGAUACACCUCGCUAUUUCUGAAUUUCUCAUCUAUCCUGAUGCCCUUUCCUUGAAACAUACCAACGCCCACUUCUAUAGCCUUGUCGACACAGGCAUCAAUCUCAAGGUUGAAUGGCUGGUUGAACGAAGAAGUCUCCAUUUGGAAUGCCCCAAUGACAGACGCUGUGAUCUCGGAAGCGAUCUCCGUUUCUGUCGUGGAAGUGUGCCUCUAUUGAUGCGCCGAAGACGAGAACAUGUCGAAUGUGAAUCUCGACCAGGCCUCGGAUGUCUUGUAUACGGUACAAAGAGAUGUUCCCAUCGCUCUCUGUUGAGCAGAAGUCUCCCCCGAUGGUUACAAAUCAAAUUGACUAUCGAAGUCUGGUGGAUUGUGCUUGCACUGAUACCCAUCGUAUUUUGUUGGAUAUGGCUGGCAGAGUUACCAUGGGGAUCUAUACUAGGCUUCUGA